Penicillium coprophilum is the source of this 1557-nucleotide messenger RNA. RefSeq names its product PH domain protein. The record is from RefSeq and is a predicted model, not a curated record. Bases 1 to 1557 code for a protein of 518 amino acids. Lineage: Eukaryota; Fungi; Ascomycota; Eurotiomycetes; Eurotiales; Aspergillaceae. The transcript is spliced from 3 exons.
AUGUCCACGAGCCCCGCGGACGUGAAGCUGCCGCAGCGGUCUGGUACCGUGAGCAGCGCCUUCACUCGUCGUACGUCCAUGAGUGACGAUGAAGCUAUUCCUGAGACUGAUAGUAGUGAGACUACCACUCUCCUACUUGAGCGUCUUCGAGCCUGGAAGCAUAUGUGCGGAUAUCUCGAGGAUUAUGUUUCUGCUACCGCCAAAGUUCAAAAGUCGCAGUCCAAGGAUUACGAGAAGAUCUUGAAGACCGUGAAUGAACCUCUCAAGGAGGGCCAUCACUUCAGUGCCAGCGCGGGCGGCGUAGCUGGUCUGUUUGAAAACAUCCGUAACAACACCCAGGGCAUGGUGAACAUGUACCUGGACGGCGAAAAGAAUCUCAAGAGCGGCGUCCUCCCCACCCUCGAACGCCUCCACAAAGAGAUCAAGGCCAAGUCCAAGGAGCUCAACACCGGUGCCUCCAAGGGAGCCAAGGCCGUCGAAAAGGCGCGUGGUUUAACCCAGAAGCACAUCGAGCUCUUAGGUCAGAACGCCGCUACCUUCGACGCCGCCGCCUCCAGCAAGAUUGAGGCGCACCACGACCCCUACCUCCUCAAGCGCGGCAUCAACUACCGUCUUCACAAUCAAGUAAACGAGGAAAACAGCCACCGCCAGGAUAUCCUCGCCGUGCAGAACUCCUUCCAGCAGUUCGAAGCACACGUCCUACAGACCGUGCAAGGCACCCUGGAUCAAUUCAACCAGCACAUGGGCGGCCAACUCGAGCGCCAGCGCGCCAUGUACGCCGACAUCCUCGGCACAGCGCAGCGCAUCCCACCAGACUUCGAAUGGGUCAACUUCUGCGUGCGCAACGACGCAGCCUUAGUCAACCCAGACUCACCCCCACGCUCCUUCGCCAGUAUCACCUUCCCAAACAUGGAGCACCGCUCCACACAGCCUCUCAUUGAGGGCACCCUCGAGCGUCGCUCGCGCGCCGUUAUCAAGGGCUACAGCACCGGCUACUACGUUGUCACGCCGGCACGCUAUCUGCACGAGUUCAAGGACAACGACGACUUCCGUCGCGACCCCUCCCCCGAGCUCUCGCUGUACCUGCCAGACUGUGUCGUCGGCGCUAUCGACGGUAUCAAGUUCAGCGUCAAGGGCAAGGAUGUCUCUAGCGGUAAAAUUGGAAAUGCUUUCCACACAAACACCGAGCUCAGCUUCAAGGCUCACACCCCCAAUGACGCUGAGAAAUGGUGGACCGUCAUUAAGGACGCUACCCGUGGCCCGACGCUGGCUACCGCUGCCCCGGCAAUCGCUACUGCUGCCCCGACGCAGGCUUCUCCCACAGCAACGUCGCCUGCUGCCUCUGCCAGCCCCGCCAAUAACGUAUCCGGUCAGCCAUUGCCGCCUACCUACGCCGAGAAAGAUACCCAGCCUGCUCCGGCUGCUGCUCCAGCUGCUGCUUCCACUGCUCCUGUUGCCACUGGUGCUGCUAGCCCGACUGCCGUUCUUAGCCGCACGGGCAGCACAGCUAGCCACUACCACACCUCGCCCGGCGGCUCUGCUGUGGAUAAAUCAUGA